Messenger RNA from Euleptes europaea (tarantolino), 1439 nucleotides. It is a transcript of the gene RARA, whose product is annotated as retinoic acid receptor alpha. The coding region runs from base 50 to 1435 and encodes 461 amino acids. Gene Ontology annotation, cellular component: transcription regulator complex; nucleus. Gene Ontology annotation, biological process: cellular response to corticotropin-releasing hormone stimulus; retinoic acid receptor signaling pathway; regulation of transcription by RNA polymerase II. Gene Ontology annotation, molecular function: nuclear glucocorticoid receptor binding; RNA polymerase II cis-regulatory region sequence-specific DNA binding; zinc ion binding. Lineage: Eukaryota; Metazoa; Chordata; Lepidosauria; Squamata; Sphaerodactylidae. The transcript has 8 exons. The record is from RefSeq and is a predicted model, not a curated record.
CCUUAUGUGAGUCCCUCACCGAGGAUCGGUCCCGUGGAGUGUGCCCGCUAUGGCGAGUAACAGCGGCUCCUGUUCCACGCCAGGGAGCGGGCAUCUCAACAGCUACUCGAUACCUCACUACGCUUUCUUCUUCCCGCACAUGAUUGGGGGCCUGUCACCGCCGGGGACUUUGCCAGGGAUGCAACACCAGCUGCCGGUCAGUGGGUACAGCACACCAUCACCAGCCACUAUUGAAACACAAAGCACCAGCUCAGAGGAGAUUGUGCCCAGUCCCCCUUCGCCGCCCCCUCUGCCCCGGAUCUACAAACCCUGUUUUGUGUGCCAGGAUAAGUCCUCCGGCUACCACUAUGGGGUCAGUGCCUGCGAAGGAUGCAAGGGUUUCUUCCGACGCAGCAUCCAGAAGAACAUGGUGUACACUUGCCACCGCGACAAGAAUUGCAUCAUCAACAAAGUGACGCGAAACCGUUGUCAGUACUGCCGCCUGCAGAAGUGCUUCGAAGUUGGCAUGUCCAAGGAGUCCGUCCGGAAUGACCGGAACAAGAAGAAGAAAGACACUCCCAAGCAGGAAUGUUCAGAGAGCUACGUCAUCACUCCGGAGGUGGAGGAUCUCAUCGAGAAAGUGCGAAAGGCCCACCAGGAGACCUUCCCCGCCCUCUGCCAGUUGGGAAAGUACACCACAAAUAACAGUUCGGAUCAGCGGGUGUCUCUCGACAUUGACCUGUGGGACAAGUUCAGUGAACUGUCCACGAAGUGUAUCAUCAAGACAGUCGAAUUUGCCAAGCAGUUGCCAGGUUUUACCACGCUCACCAUCGCCGACCAGAUCACGCUCCUCAAAGCAGCCUGCCUCGAUAUCCUGAUCCUGCGGAUAUGCACACGCUACACCCCGGACCAGGACACCAUGACUUUCUCAGAUGGCCUGACGCUCAACCGCACUCAGAUGCACAACGCGGGCUUCGGGCCCCUCACGGACCUGGUCUUUGCCUUUGCCAACCAGCUGCUGCCGCUCGAGAUGGACGAUGCCGAGACGGGCCUUCUCAGCGCCAUCUGCCUCAUAUGUGGGGAUCGGCAAGACCUGGAACAGCCAGACCGAGUGGACAAGUUGCAGGAGCCGCUGCUGGAAGCCCUGAAAAUCUACGUGAGGAAGCGGAGGCCCAGCAAGCCCCACAUGUUCCCCAAAAUGCUCAUGAAAAUUACAGACCUGCGGAGCAUUAGCGCAAAGGGUGCUGAACGCGUGAUCACGUUGAAAAUGGAGAUCCCUGGAUCUAUGCCUCCCCUCAUCCAGGAGAUGUUGGAGAACUCUGAGGGCAUGGACACUUUGGGGGCCGCGACGGGAGCCCCCUCCCGCAUAGGCAGCUUAGCCCCACCUCCCGGCAGCUGCAGCCCCAGCCUCUCGCCCAGUUCCAACAGAAGCAGUCCCGCCACGCAUUCGCCGUGACCAU